Molecule: messenger RNA, 822 nt
Organism: Cryphonectria parasitica EP155
Lineage: Eukaryota; Fungi; Ascomycota; Sordariomycetes; Diaporthales; Cryphonectriaceae
Exons: 3
Coding region: 35-667 (210 amino acids)
Biological process (GO): Golgi organization; protein retention in ER lumen; endoplasmic reticulum to Golgi vesicle-mediated transport
Cellular component (GO): endoplasmic reticulum; endoplasmic reticulum-Golgi intermediate compartment; Golgi apparatus
Source: RefSeq, a predicted model, not a curated record
CCGAGCACAGCAACACCACACAUCAGCGCCCAUCAUGCAGCUGACAACCCUCGCGUGCGGGCUGCUCGCCCUCUUUGCCUCUCAGGUGUCGGCGACGGCAUUGACCUACAAGCUGGUCGCGAACGAGAAGGCAUGUUUCUAUGCCAACAACCAGGAAAAGGCCCAGAAGAUCGCAUUCUACUUUGCUGUACAAUCCGGUGGCUCUUUCGAUGUUGACUUCGAGGUUACCGCCCCGUCGGGCAAAAUUGUCACAGAAGGCACAAAAGAACGCCAGGGAGACUUUGUCUUCACGGGCAACGAGAUCGGCGACUACUCGUUCUGCUUCAACAACGAGAUGAGUACAGUUACCGACAAGUUCGUCGACUUUGAGAUUGCCGUCGAGAACGAAGCCCGAGUCGACCUCCCAUCAAAGAAGGGAACUUCUCCUGAGCAGACCACCUCCCUCGAGGAGUCCGUUAUAAAGAUCUCUGGCCAGCUGUCGACCAUGUCCCGCAACCAGAAGUACUUCCGCACGCGCGAGAACCGCAACUUCAGCACUGUCAGGAGCACAGAGAAGAGGAUCGUCAACUUCAGCCUGGUGCAGUGCGGCCUCAUUAUCUGCAUGGGCGCUCUCCAGGUGUUUGUGGUGCGCUUCUUCUUCCAGGGCGCGAGAAAGGGCUAUGUAUAAACCAUACGAGCAUAGUAAGAGAAGAGAGGGGAAGAAAAGAGAGAGAGAAAAGGGGAGGGGGUUGUCAAUACCCGAGGUGCUCGAGUUGGUCAUGGGAGUUUCAUGCACGGCGUUUACUCUGAUAGCCUCAUCGGCGGAUGUCACGAAUCGGUUUU